Messenger RNA from Stylophora pistillata, 938 nucleotides. Its product is annotated as intraflagellar transport protein 22 homolog. The record is from RefSeq and is a predicted model, not a curated record. Lineage: Eukaryota; Metazoa; Cnidaria; Anthozoa; Scleractinia; Pocilloporidae.
UCGCGUGACGUCAUAGAAAUGUUCGAAAACGAGGCGCCGCCAUGUUGGAGGAGUGAUUCUUGAGAUGGCGGUCACUGAAUUGGGAAAAUAUGCGUCUUCGGACAAAGCGAUUGUGGAUUCCAAGCUUAUAUUUUCCGCUUAUGCCAAUUCACUGGAAGGCAGUAUUAAGGAAAGGUUUUCUACCUGUUGGGCAGCUUUCCAAAAGGACACAAAUGGUGUUCUAAUCAUUUACAAUCCUGAUCAGUCCAGCCAUGACCAGGAACUAGGGACUUGGUACACACAGUUUGUGCAAAGUCAAGGACUGAAGGAUUCACAAUGUAUGGUGUUUGCUCAUCGUCGCCCUUCUGCUGCAGAUACCACAAGAUCAGAGAUAUCAUCUGUACUGUCCAGAGUAAAGUGUAUACAGACAAACCUGGAUGAAGAACCAGAAACAGUAAGAGAUGAAUUUCACAAUUUCCUUGCAAAGGUUAUCAGCAACUGGACUGACAAAAGAGAUCAGGAAGAACUAAGUAUAAUGAACACAUGACGCUGUUUAAUGUCUGAGGAACCAUUGAGAGUUUUUCAUCUUAAUGUACAGACUAGAGCUUUAUGUCUUAUACAUUUUGGGUCAUUAUCUAUAACCCAUGGGGCAAGGUCCUUCGGUAACUUUGGCUCUCCCAAUAGAAAUGUUCAUAAACUGACAGAUGCUAAUAGAUAGAACUGUCCAUCAAAGUCUUGUUUUUAGUGGUCAGUCUUCAAGUUGUUUUCACCUUCAUGUGGCCUUGCAGCAUCAUAUAAAGUCUCUAAAAUGUCAUAAUUUUUUUCAACACUUUGAUGGUCCUUGCCUUACAGUUUUUGAAAAGUAGUGGGAAAUUCAUAAGACUACCCAACAAAGAAGUAAAGAAGAUAGUUCCUAAUAUAGUGAACUGGUUAAUAGUUUUUUAAAUUCUACUGCAACG